Messenger RNA from Tremella mesenterica DSM 1558, 1414 nucleotides. RefSeq lists its product as uncharacterized. The transcript is spliced from 4 exons. Bases 95 to 1318 code for a protein of 407 amino acids. The record is from RefSeq and is a predicted model, not a curated record. Gene Ontology annotation, cellular component: Golgi apparatus. Gene Ontology annotation, biological process: Golgi organization; protein secretion. Lineage: Eukaryota; Fungi; Basidiomycota; Tremellomycetes; Tremellales; Tremellaceae.
ACUUCGGUCUGCAAUGAUGACUUGAAGGAUACUUGGAUAGAGCAGGUCAGAGCUCAGUAUUCAUAAAAGAUUAGUCUGCAAUCUACCAUCGACAAUGUGCAUAGUCUUCUACACCCUCUCACAGCCAGGUUACAAAUUAAUACUAGCUUCGAACCGAGAUGAAUACCUUUCCCGACCUGCUCUCCCGGCUCAUUGGCAUAAUUUCCCUUCGUUGCCCAUAUCCACCAAUGGGAGAUCAAAGGAUGUCCCACCUGAUAUCGAUCCCGACUCGAAUGAUACGUACAAUCAUUUAAAUGGUUUAGCUGAUUCUACAAGACAUGAAGAGGAGGAUGAAGAUGAAGCUUGGGUUUUGAGUGGAUUAGAUUUAGGUAACACGGUCGGUGGGACUUGGUUAGGAAUGACAAAAGAUCUUCGGAUAGGUGUUAUAACAAACGUCCGUCAACCUGGUCUUAACCCAUCACCACCAUCAAGAGGUACACUCCUUAAAGAUUUCUUAUCACCUUCUCCUCAUUCAGCUGAAAAAGUACAUGAUUAUCUGAAAAGUCAUGUGGACACAGUGGGGGAAUACGAAGGUUUCAAUUUACUUCUUUUCCGGUUACAUCCACCUCAAACCUCAAAUCCUACUCAAACCUUACAAUUUGCUUCAAAUACACCUAUUCUUUCAAACAUCCCUUCUUCUCCCGCUAUCCCAUCCGUGGCAAGCUUACAGCUCGAUGUCGACAUCUCCCACUCUUCUGAGGGUGAGAAAGAAAAAGAAAGAAUAUCUUUAGAGGAUAGAUGGGAAACACCAGAAAUAGGUUAUCUAUCUAAUAGACCUAAACCAAUAUACGUCGAUCUAUCUUUACCUUCUUCCCCAAUCAUCGAAAACACAGAUAAAAAGAUUGAGAUAAAAACCAUUUGUCAUGGUCUUUCCAAUAGUCCUUUGAAAGAACCAUGGCCAAAAGUCAUUUUUGGGGAAGAACGGAUGGCUCAAAGUCUCACACAAUGGGAAGAAAAUGAGGAAGAUGAAGAUAAGUUGAUAGAACGUAUGUUUGAUAUCCUCAGCGACUCGAAACCCAUCAACACCCUCGUCGACGCAAAGAGCAGUACCACCAUCCCAGCUCUUAAACUCGGACCAAAUCCGUUGCUACCGCCCAAACAGGGAGAAGGAAGGUGGUACGGUACUCGACUCAGCACUGUCAUCCUCGUACGAGACGACGCCACGGUCGUCUUUGUCGAGAGGGAUGUUAGUAUGUUGAGUGAGGAUGGAAGGGAAGCUAUCAAGGGGAAAGGAGAGAGAAGGUUCGAGUUUGUAGCGCAUUCAGAAGCAACUUCGUGAAAUUGCUCGACGAAUCUGAAAGGGAGGGGAUUCCGAGAUCGUUGUCAGAGUAGAUGAAUGUCAAUCUCGACUCAGUUGUAUGCAUGUAUGACCUUG